AUGACAAACAAUACUACUCUGACUCCCACAACGACUCCCAUGACAGUUAUGUUCAGACCCGAUCACAUGGAUCACGCUUAUCCCGUGCUCUAUCCAAAGCGACCAAUACCGCUAAACGAUCAGUACCAGCUGCUUAUCCAGCAGCAACAAAUAAUGACGCUGUACGACUAUUAUCUCUGCCAGCGAACCACCAGGGGACAGCACAGCAUCAGCCGCUCCGCAGCUACCUCGCCCACCAGUUCUACCUCAUCGCCGCCGUCGCCGCCCACGGCCCUGACCUCGCCCACCAGCUCGUUGAACGGCAGCCUGGCCGCUGCCGUCUACAACCUGCACAGCCACGCCCACGGGCACGUCCUGGGCCACGCCCAGGCCACCUCACCACCGCGUCCCGGAAGCGUGGGUAGUAGUGUUGGCAGCAACCUUUGCUCCUCCACUUCCACCAGCGGCAACGGGAGCAACAGUAGCAGCGCCAACCACAACGCCAACACAAAUAGCAACAACGGAAACGCCAACAGCAGCAACAACGGCUCAAGUCCUGGCAGCCAGGCGGCAGCGGGUGGGGGCGUAGCACAGGCAGGCACUCCGCAGCUACCGCUCCGCAUGCCGCCACCCACCAGCGGCGGCAUCAACGAGCCGCAGGAGUGUCCCUACUGUCGCCGAACCUUCUCGUGCUACUACUCACUGAAGAGGCACUUUCAGGACAAGCAUGAGCAGUCGGACACGCUUUACGUGUGCGAGUUUUGUCACCGACGGUACCGAACCAAGAACUCUCUGACGACACACAAGAGCCUGCAGCAUCGUGGCUCGAGCGGUAUGCUCAAGCGGCUGCUCAAGACGUCGGCCAUCAAGCACGGGCUGGUGGGCCACGGCCAUGGACAUGGACAUGGCCACCACCCGCAUCCGCACCACCACGCCCUCUCCCAUCCGCGCACCAGCCUGUUCGACUUCACCAGCGAGCUGGGACAGCCGCCGCCGGGCAUCCAAUAG
Messenger RNA from Drosophila gunungcola (fruit fly), 987 nucleotides. RefSeq names its product broad-complex core protein-like. The transcript has 2 exons. The record is from RefSeq and is a predicted model, not a curated record. Lineage: Eukaryota; Metazoa; Arthropoda; Insecta; Diptera; Drosophilidae. The coding region runs from base 1 to 987 and encodes 328 amino acids.